This is a messenger RNA of Lasiodiplodia theobromae, 984 nucleotides long. Its product is annotated as D-3-phosphoglycerate dehydrogenase. The transcript has a single exon. Gene Ontology annotation, cellular component: cytosol. Lineage: Eukaryota; Fungi; Ascomycota; Dothideomycetes; Botryosphaeriales; Botryosphaeriaceae. Bases 1 to 984 code for a protein of 327 amino acids. Gene Ontology annotation, molecular function: glyoxylate reductase (NADPH) activity; NAD binding; hydroxypyruvate reductase [NAD(P)H] activity. The record is from RefSeq and is a predicted model, not a curated record.
AUGGCACCAGCAAGCGUCGCAGACCUCCAGCCCUCAACCCCUUCAACCACCACCAACAAACCCACCGUCUACGUCCUCGACAAAUUCCACCCCGACGCCAUCGCCCACGCCCGCACCCUCUUCAACGUCAUCCUCAACACCGAUCCCGAAUUCAGCUCCUGGCACGAUGCAGAAUACCUAUUAAUCCGCUCCUCCUGGCUGCGCGCCGCCGACAUCGCCGCGUGCCCGAACCUCAAAGCCAUCGGCAAGCACGGCGUCGGCACCGACAAGAUCAACGCGCGCGCCUGCGCCGCCCGCAACAUCGCCGUGCUCAACACGCCCGGCGCAAACGCGCGCGCCGUCGCGGAGCUCGUCUUGGCCCUAACCAUGGCCGUCGCGCGCGAAGUCUGCAGCAUCGACCGCCGUCAGCAAGCGGGGGCGGUCGUCCCCAAAGAAGCCUGCCGCGGGCUCACGCUGCACGGCCGCACGCUGGGCGUCGUGGGGAUGGGCAACAUCGGGCGGUGCGUCGCGCGGAUUUUCCACCGCGCUUUUGAUGCCCCUGUGGUGGCGUACGACCCGUUCAUGCCGCAGGACUUACCGGCUUGGGACUUCCCGUACCGUCGCGCGGCGACGGUGGGGGAAGUGGUGCGGGAGGCGGACGUGUUGACGCUGCACGUGCCGCUGACGGAGGCGACGCGCGACCUGCUGGCGUACGAGGAGCUGUGCGCGAUGAAGCCCGAGGCGAUCCUGAUCAACGCGGCGCGCGGGGGCAUCGUGAAUGAAAAGGAUUUGGAGCGCGUGUUGCGGGAGGGACGGAUUUGGGGUGCGGGCCUGGAUUGUCAUGAGCAGGAGCCGCCGACCAAGGAGAAAUAUGCAAGUCUGUGGGAGCUGCCGAAUGUGGUGUCGACGCCGCAUAUUGGCGCGGCGACGGCCGAGGCGCAGAGGACGGCGGCGAUGGCGGCGGUGGAUAAUCUGUAUCGGCACAUUGUGGGGUUGGAGAAGUGA